CGUGGGGCGCUGAGUUGAGAGGCGCGGAGGCUGCUAGGGCGCUAGGGGGGCUUAGGGGGCAGCUCGGCGACGCCUCCCCGCCACCCGCCGCAACAUGGGCAGCGCGGAGGACGCAGUCAAAGAGAAACUGCUGUGGAACGUGAAAAAGGAGGUGAAGCAAAUCAUGGAGGAGGCUGUCACCAGGAAGUUUGUGCAUGAGGAUAGCAGCCACAUCAUUGCUCUGUGUGGUGCAGUGGAGGCUUGCCUCCUACAUCAGCUGAGACGCCGUGCUGCGGGCUUCCUGCGCAGUGACAAGAUGGCGGCCCUGUUCACCAAGGUGGGGAAGACAUGCCCAGUGGCUGGGGAGAUUUGCCACAAGGUACAGGAGCUGCAGCAACAAGUAGAGGGCAGGAAACCCUUAGCAGGCAACCAGGAUGCCCUGCGGAGACAGGGCUCUGCCAGCGGGAAGGGCCCAGCUCUCAGCCUACAGGCCUUAAAGCACAUAUGGGUGCGCACAGCGCUCAUCGAGAAAGUGUUGGACAGGGUCAUGCAGUACCUGGUGGAGAACUGCAGCAAGUACUACGAGAAGGAGGCUUUACUGGCAGAUCCUGUGUUUGGCCCCAUCUUGGCCUCUCUUCUAGUGGGACCCUGUGCCUUGGAGUACACCAAGCUCAAGACAGCUGAUCACUACUGGACUGACCCCUCUGCUGAUGAGCUGGUCCAGAGGCACCGCAUCCGGGGUCCCCCCAGUCGCCAGGACUCCCCUGCAAAGCGCCCAGCCCUAGGAAUUCGGAAGCGGCAUUCAAGUGGCAGUGCGUCAGAAGACAGGCUGGCUGCCUGUGCCCGCGAGUACGUGGAGUCCCUGCACCAGAAUUCCAGGACACGCCUGCUCUAUGGCAAGAACAACGUGCUGGUGCAGCCGAAGGAGGACAUGGAGGCCGUCCCUGGCUACCUCUCCCUGCACCAGUCUGCAGAGAUCCUAACUCUGAAGUGGACCCCCAACCAGCUCAUGAACGGGACUCUGGGGGACUCCGAGCUGGAGAAAAGCGUUUACUGGGACUAUGCUCUGGUUGUUCCCCUCAGUCAGAUCGUCUGCAUCCACUGCCACCAGCAAAAGAGCGGCGGCACGCUCGUGCUGGUGAGCCAGGAUGGCAUCCAGAGGCCACCGCUGCACUUCCCACAGGGAGGACACCUGCUGUCCUUUCUGUCCUGCCUGGAGAAUGGGCUGCUGCCCCGAGGCCAGCUAGAGCCCCCACUCUGGACCCAGCAGGGGAAGGGGAAAGUGUUCCCCAAGCUACGGAAACGCAGCAGCAUACGGACCGUGGAUGUGGAGGAGAUGGGCACCGGGUGGGCCACAGACUACGUGUUCCGGAUCAUUUACCCCGGCCACAGGCACGAGCACAUCACUAUUAACUACCACCACCUAGCGGCCAGCCGCGCGGCCUCGGUGGACGAUGAUGAGGAAGAGGAGGAUAAACUGCACGCGAUGCUCUCAAUGAUCUGCUCGCGGAACCUCACAGCUCCCAAUCCGAUGAAAGAUGCUGGUGACAUGAUCGAAAUGCAGGGCUUUGGGCCCAGCCUGCCAGCCUGGCACCUGGAGUCCCUGUGCAGCCAGGGCUCCUCCUGCCUCUUCUGCUCUACCCGCAGCUCCCCAUAUGCCACCCCCAGCCGCUGCAGCUGUGUCCCCGACCGGUUGCCCCUCAGGUUGCUGUGUGAGAGCAUGAAGAGGCAGAUUGUGUCCCGGGCCUUCUAUGGCUGGCUGGCCUACUGCCGCCACCUGUCCACGGUGCGGACCCAUCUGUCAGCGCUGGUGCGUCACCACAUCAUCCGUCCUGCCCGGCCUCCGGGGGCCUCAGGGGGCCUCACCAAGGAUGUGUGGAGCAAGUAUCAGAAGGAUGAAAAGAACUACAAGGAGUUGGAGCUGCUACGGCAAGUUUACUAUGGAGGCGUGGAGCAUGAGAUCCGUAAGGACGUCUGGCCCUUUCUGCUUGGCCACUACAAGUUUGGCAUGAGCAAGAAAGAGAUGGAGCAGGCGGACUCGGCAGUGGCAGCAAGGUACAAGCGGGUGCUGGCGGAGUGGAAGGCCUGCGAGGCAGUGGUGAGGCAGCGGGAGCGGGAGGCUCAGCCGGCCCCAUUCACCAAGUUCUCCUCGGGCAGCAGCAUCGACAGCCAUGUGCAGCGCCUCGUCCACCGAGAUUCCACCAUCAGCAAUGACGUAUUUAUCUCUGUGGAUGACCUGGAGCCCCCAGAGCCCCCGGGCACUGAAGAUUGCAGACCCGAGCCUGAGCAGGAGCUGGGAGCGGGGCCCCCGGGCACCGCCGUGGCGGGACGGCAGCAGUCCGUGGAGUUUGACUCCCCUGACUCGGGACUGCCGUCCUCUCGAAAUUACUCUGUGACCUCGGGCAUCCAGUCGAGCAUAGAUGAGGGGCAGAGCAUGGGCUUCGAGGAGGAGGAUGGCGGUGGGGAGGAAGGCUCCAGCGGGCUGGUCCCAGCGGCCAGCGCUUUCUCCGAGCCCCGGGAUGCCAGCCCACACAAGGCCUCGCGGGCCAGCGAGCUGGAGGCAGGGGCCGAGCUGGUGGCCGUGUGCACUGCUGCCUACACCAUAGAAUUACUGGAUACUAUGGCCUUAAAUCUGCACCGCAUAGACAAGGAUGUGCAGCGCUGUGACCGCAAUUACUGGUACUUCACGCCCCCCAACCUCGAGAGGCUCAGAGACAUCAUGUGCAGGUGCUACUCUGGGGCGGGGUUCAGGGCGGGAGGCAGGGGCCCUGCUCCUCUCCCUCGCACCAAAUCCCACUCGGCGCUCUCUGCCUGGAACGCCUUCCCUGCCGUGCCCCCCACCCCACCCCUCUUCCUUCUUCGAGGUCUGUCACAUCGCAGCGUCAGCCAGACUCCUCCAGGAAGCCUAGCCGAUUGCCCUCGCCCCAGCCGGUUCAUCGUCUCUUCCCCUGAGGGCCUUGAGGACAGAGGUCGUGGGCUGUUGACCACGGUCCUCCCAGUAUUUCAGCGUCAUGGAAAGGCUGACUUCUGGGUGGCAGGCUACUCUAGGGACGAUCGCCCCAGGGAUUCCCCCGUAGUGACCGUGUACCGACAUUUCAGCUACGUGUGGGAGCACCUGGACGUGGGUUAUGUGCAGGGCAUGUGCGACCUGCUGGCACCUCUCCUGGUCAUCCUAGACAACGAUCAGCUGGCCUACAGCUGUUUCAGCCACCUCAUGAAGAGGAUGAGCCAGAACUUCCCCAAUGGGGGCGCCAUGGACACCCACUUUGCCAACAUGCGCUCCCUCAUCCAGAUCCUGGACUCAGAGCUGUUCGAGCUGAUGCAUCAGAAUGGAGACUACACCCACUUUUACUUCUGUUACCGUUGGUUCUUGCUGGAUUUUAAAAGAGAGCUGCUCUAUGAGGAUGUGUUUGCCGUGUGGGAGGUGAUCUGGGCGGCCCGGCACAUCUCGUCAGAGCACUUUGUCCUGUUCAUCGCCCUGGCCCUGGUGGAGGCCUACCGUGAGAUUAUCCGGGACAACAACAUGGACUUCACCGAUAUCAUCAAGUUCUUCAACGAACGGGCUGAGCAUCACGAUGCCCAGGAGAUCCUGCAGAUUGCCCGGGAGCUCGUCCACAAGGUGCAGAUGCUCAUAGAAAACAAGUGAGGGCUGCGGCCGGGAAGCAGCGGCCGACUAGGGCCUGGGCUCCGGUCCCCCGGGCCGCACAGGGAGAGGUGCAGGGCAGCACUGCUGAGACUGCCCGACCCCCAGCCGGCCCCGCCUGCCCACCUGAGUUCCUAAAAAAGUGCUUGUGAGCCUGGGAUCCGACUCCGGGCAGUGCUGGCCCUGCGAAGGGGGCGAGUCAGGGGCCUGGAUGCCUCAGGCCGGGGAGGGGCAGGGAGGGAGCGGGUUGGCCUCAGGGAGCGGCUGCCUUGGGGGACACCUACUCUGCUCCCCUCUCCAACACCUGGGAAUAGCCCCCCUGUCGUCUGCAGCCUCGGCCUCUCCUAGGAGAGCUAACAGGGCUAGAGCUGCCUGGCCCCAGCCGGCGCGGGUCGUGUGGGCCAAGGGACUCUGUGCUGUACCUCUUCUUCGAGUCCCUUGGCAGGCGGCGUGCCUGUGCCCAGUGCAGCCCCCGUGGGGGCAGCCAGAACGGGUGCAGGAGCAGCCCACCUCAGCGGCGCUGCCACGGCCUCUGGCCGCCGCGGUGAGCCUGGCCCGGCCCGCCCAGGGCACCCACGUGUACCUGCCCGGGUCCCCUCUCACCGCCUGGCUCUCGCUUUACGCAUUAGUCCCUUCCCUGACAACUGUGUAAGUGACGCUUUUGCCCGCCGGGUGAUCUGGAAUGCGGUGGGGCAUUUCCCUCUGCAGAGGAAUCCCAGGGUGGCUCUUGAGGGGGGAAAUCCUCUCAUAGCCUCCUCUCAGGGACAGGCCUGGCGCCCAUCUCAGGCACCUGCUGAGUCCCUGGGUCUGGGGGCAGGGGAGGAUGCCUGGGUCUCCCUUGUUUGUCCCUGGUGAGAAGCAAGGCUAGUUCUGCCGGCUGCGUGCUGCUGAGGGUGCGGAGAGGCCGCGAGACCCGGAAGUGCCCUUGGAGGAGCCUCACCCAGGGGUGCUGGGAAGGGCCUAGCUCCUAGGCACGCUGCUUGCUCUGCCGUCCCCAUGUCCCCUCCACCCCUAAACACUUGAGGCUAGGGCUAUGCCCUGGGGCGAGGAGGCCACUCUGCCACAGGGGCCAGGGCCUGUCCAGCAGUCCCUUCGGUCUAGAGACUUCCUGCAUUUGAGAAGCAGGGAAAGGGCCCCGCGGCCCUUCUGCAUCCAGCACAGUCUCCCCAGCCCACCCCUGUCCUGGGCACUGCACAGCCGGUCUGGGGGCCAGCCGCCCCAUUGCCUACCCCUGUUGUCCAUGAGUCCUUGGCUGCCACCAAGCAUGGCGGCCAUUGUGUGCCUGUCUUAGUGAUUCAGUGGUUUUGUGAGAAGCAGAGUGUGUAUGUUUUUUGGCUCAGAAACUAUAUUCUUCAGUGUUAACAGACCAAUAAACCCAGCAUUUGGCAAU
Molecule: messenger RNA, 5012 nt
Organism: Neomonachus schauinslandi (Hawaiian monk seal)
Lineage: Eukaryota; Metazoa; Chordata; Mammalia; Carnivora; Phocidae
Gene: SGSM2
Product: small G protein signaling modulator 2
Exons: 23
Coding region: 95-3625 (1176 amino acids)
Molecular function (GO): GTPase activator activity
Source: RefSeq, a predicted model, not a curated record